AUGGGAAACUCUCCAUGUGUCCCAAAAAGCAAGAGAGUGAAGGUAAAGGCCAACUAUUCCCGCACCGCCGCCAACAUGAAUAGCGGUGGUCGUGUGAUUCCGGAACUCACCAGUUUCGUUCAUCUGCUCCCUGAUAUGACCCGUGUUGAUCCGAAAGGACAAAUGGAACUCUAUCAAAUCCUGUACGAGAAUAGUGUUAGGCUCUACACGUGCCUACAAAACUAUCUUUCCCUGUGUGUCUUUGGCACACCGCCAACCACUGAAUCGCUCACCCCGACUGAGAUGGCUGGCCGUGUGUCGACCACCGAUGUUGAGAGACCACUGCAUAUCGAAAAUUCCACCAUGCGAGACCGUAUGGAUCAAGCAUUUGAGGCUUUAUGUGAUGAAAUGCAAACGCCUGAAAUAUCCGUGCUCCCCGAGUUAGUAGGACGAUCACCUGAAGCAAUUGACGAGUAUCUUCGUGAACAUAGUGGCCAAGUUUCCGUGGACAUGCUUGUCAAUGCCCUCAACCUCUACGCUGCUGCUGGAUUACGUAAACCACCCACUCGUGCUGUCGAAGGCCUGAUGGCUGCUGCGCAAGAUGGACCCUCCCAGACUGACAUCGAUCAUCGUGGUGAUCCCAUAGUGGAUGAAGACGCUCGAAAUGGUGCAAAUUUGGAUGGUCUUAUUCUCCUUGCAAGUGCUGCUGGAUUGGCCGAUUUGCUCGCUAUGCUGGUGCGCAUUCGUGGUUCAACGAACUUCGCCACUGAACAAGACUGUACCCCAUUGAUGGAAGCGUGUGCAGCUGGCAAUGUACGUAGUGUCAAAUGCCUUCUCGAUCUUGGUGCUGACAUGAAUGCGUACUCCAUCACUCAAAACACUCCUUUGAUCUACGCUGCUGCUGCCGGACAAGAAAAGGUUGUACGAAUGCUCAUCGAUUACAAGUGUAAUUUGGACUUACGCAAUGAAAAUGGACAUUGUGCUUUGAUGGAAGCUGCAAGUGCAGGACACCUAAACAUCGUGAAACUUCUCAUUCAAUCUGGUGCAAAGGCCGUUUUCGUGAAUAUGAAUAGCGAAUUCAAGGAAUCUCCACUCACCUUGGCUGCGUAUAAGGGCUAUACAGAUGUGAUAGAAUACCUCCUGUCGUUGAAUGAUUACGAUCGCUCAACUCGUGAUGAAGAACUCCACACAGCUCUUAUGGAAGCAGCUAUGGACGGACAUCUUGAGGUCGCACGUAUUCUGAUACAAGCUGGUGCUCCUGUGAACUUGACAAGCGAGUCGUAUGAAAGCCCUCUAACGUUGUCAUGCUGUGGUGGUCACGCUGAAUUGCAUGUGGUGAAGAUACUGCUUGAAAACGGUGCUCAAGUGAACGCAACUACUGAUGAGACUAUGGAAACAGCGCUUACAGUCGCAGCUUGUGGUGGAUUCACUGAGGUCUUGGACGUUUUGGUAAAGAACGGAGGUGACCUGGGAUUAGGCACGAACACACCACUCAUGGAAGCAGCACAAGAAGGACAUGCAUCCACCGUCAAUUACAUUCUUGCGACAGUGAAACCAGAGGAUCGCUCUGUGAAAUUUCGUCAACAAAUGGACCAGGCGUUGUCAUUAGCUUCGGAGAAUGGGCAUUUUGAUGUACUGCAGGUUUUAUAUUCGAACGGGGCUGAUCUGAAUUUCGAUUAUGACGGGCGCACUGCUUUGAUGAAGGCGGCAAAGAACGGUUUCCUUGAAAUCGUGGAGUUUCUAGUGGCAAAAGGGGCAGAUGUCAACUAUAGAUCUUCGAAUGGAGACGCAACAGCGCUAUCUUUAGCGUGUUCUGCUGGUCAUAAGGACAUUGUGAAACUUCUCUUGAAAUGCGGUGCUGAUCCUAAUAUCGAACUGAAGGAUGGCGUUACUUGUGUGAUGGAAGCAGCUAGGAAUGGUUUUGUUAAUAUCGUGGAAAUGAUGCUCGACCAUAGCGGAGUUUUCCCUCAACCUCCCCGCGUACUGCCCACUGGUACUGUUCCACAAACCGACAAAGGUAGUCCGCCUGUUCCUCCUCCACCACCGCCCACUCCCACCACGUCGGCAAAACAGACAGUGACUGCAAUGCGUCGUGGAAAGAAAGCAUCGUCCAGUACGAGUACUGCUGCAACUGCUACCCCAUCGUUGAAUCUAGCAUCUGGUACUAACGCUCCUCUACCAAAGACAAGCUGUAAUGUUCCUAAUCCUGAUCCUACAUAUGGAUUAUCAGGUUUUCCUGGUUCACAGGUGCGUUACUAUAAUAUUACUCCUACCUGGUUUGUUCGUUUGUACUUCAAAUAA
Molecule: messenger RNA, 2280 nt
Organism: Cooperia oncophora
Lineage: Eukaryota; Metazoa; Nematoda; Chromadorea; Rhabditida; Trichostrongylidae
Source: the annotation of a GenBank genome assembly